Paraglomus occultum is the source of this 2413-nucleotide messenger RNA. Lineage: Eukaryota; Fungi; Glomeromycota; Glomeromycetes; Paraglomerales; Paraglomeraceae. The record is from the annotation of a GenBank genome assembly.
GAUACUGGGAAUGUUGAAGUUGAAACAACAAAUGGAUCGCACCAAAAAGUUAAAGCGUUUAAAAGAGAAGACAGAAAUACUUGAAAAUAUUACCGAAGCCCGUAUUGUGAUGCACGAUAUAUAUAAUCGGGAAUUAUUGCAAGAAAUGCGAAAUGAUUCUCAGGCCACAUACUGCGAUUCAGAACUUAAUCAUCUAGGAGAGCGUCCUCAAAAACGAGAGCAAUUAGACAACCAAAGGGCAGAAGUCGAAAACUUCCCAGAAGAUGAUGAUUAUUUGACAGAUCGUGAAGAAAUUUCUCAAAAAAAGGAUGAGAUAGACAAUUUCUUCCAAAGUCCUCCUGACAUUGCUAAAAAUGUGAGAAAGCGUAGGUCAAUGAAAGAUACCGAAAGCAAGAGCGUUAAACGAAAUAAAUCAAGUAAUAAAAUUGUCGUUGACGCUGAUCAAUCAACCGGUGUUCCUUCUAUGGAUGUACAAAAAACAUACACUACUUUCAACCCCGACACGAUACUCUCAUGGGGACACGUUGUUGAUAAAACAAAAAAUUUUAAUAAUUCAGAUCACGAUUGGUUUGCAAACGGCUAUAAUAUUUCGAGAGAUUUUCGAGAAUUUCAAAUACAAGUGGUUGAUCAAUUAAAGAACGAUCCGAUAUUUUCCUACGCGAUGUGUCUUUCAUCAAUUAUCUAUGUAACGGAGGAUAAACCGAAGUAUGUAAAAUGUUCCGAUCAAGUCUGGAAAACUGCGUUACCUAAACCUUUAAUUCCAGUAUCUUUGGCAAUAAGUGCUCAACUGAACAUCAUGGAAUAUAGUAUGUCAUUUCAGUCCGGAUCAUUUCGAAUUAGAUCUAAAGAAAUGACAUUGACCUAUACUGUGACAGAGGCGAUGCCUCAGAUAAUCGAAGACCUUCGUAAAACAUUCAGAUCAAAUGUGACAAAGCCUCUCUCAUAUAGAAAAGCACAACUGAAACAGUUGUACCUGUUGCUCGAUGAGAAUGAAGAUUUGAUUUUUGACGCGGUACAAAAAGACGGUCGUAAGCCACGUGCAGAGGCAUGGCUUGGAGAGACCGUUAUUACAAAGCAGGAGAUCGUCGAGAUGUUAAAAAAUCUAGAUAGCUGGGCUGCAAGUGAGUAUGUAAAAGUAGGCGUCGGGCAUAUGUUAAACAGCUGUCAUAUCCGAAAGGAACCUGUUGGUACUGUCUUAAUUAUCGGUUCGUGGAAUUAUCCUAUCGCACUCCUACUUGGCCCACUCAUCGGUGCAAUUGCCGCCGGCUGCACGGCAAUCUGCAAACCCUCUGAAAUAGCUUCUCAUACAGCCGCUCUUCUACAUGAACUCGUUCCCAAAUAUCUCGAUCAAUCGGCUUAUUGCAUUGUUAAUGGUGGACCAGAGGAAACAACCAGUUUAUUAAAAAACAAGUUUGAUCACAUCUUCUACACCGGUUCAGGCUCCGUUGGUAAAUUGAUUAUGGCGGCGGCAGCAAAUCAUUUGACACGAGUUACUCUGGAACUUGGUGGGAAAAGUCCUGUCAUUGUUGGUAAUGACGCGGACCCGUCCAUUGUUGCCAAGCGUGUCGCUUGGGGGAAGUUUUUUAACUGUGGGCAGACUUGUAUAGCUCCCGAUUAUAUCAUAUGCGAGCGGUCUAUGCAGGAAGCACUCCUGAAACAUUUCCCAAUAGCUCUGAAAGAACUGUACGGCGGAGACGUGAAGGAAAGUCCUGACUAUGCUCGUUUAGUCAGCAGCAGACACUUCGACAGACUGGCGAACAUGUUGACUCAGACUCAAGGUAGAGUCAUCAUUGGCGGCGAAACAGACUGGAAGGAAUUGUAUAUUGCCCCUACUAUUGUUGCAGACGUAUCAAAGGAUGAUAUUUUGAUGCAAGAUGAGUUGUUUGGACCAGUUCUUCCCAUAGUAGUCGUAGAUAAUCUUGACGAUGCAAUCGCUUAUGUGAAUAGCAAUGACUCUCCUUUGACCAUAUAUCCUUUUAGCAAGAACUCGAAGACAAUUGAAUACAUUCUCGAAAAUACGCGAUCGGGCGCUGCUGUUACAAAUGACGUUAUAAUGCAUUUUAGUGUCACAAACCUUCCUUUUGGUGGCGUUGGAGCAUCCGGUAUAGGUAGUUACCAUGGAAAGAAGUCAUUCGACACUUUCACUCAUGAGCGCUCUACCAUGAAUACUCCAUAUUAUGCCGAGAAAUUUUUGGAAAUGCGGUACCCGCCCUACGAAGAGAGAAAAUUAAAGAUGCUCCAAUGGCUAUUCUUCUCAAAACCUGACUAUAGGAAUAAUAAGAGCGCUCGUAUACUCACUUUGAAAAAAUUCUUCGGGUAUUCCAUAGUUGUUGUAAUUCUUGCUUACUCGCUGAGAAAUUCAAAUAUGCUUGAAAGUCUAGUAAAUUUUAUAAAAGCUUGGUUUAAAACUUAG